Tricharina praecox is the source of this 1829-nucleotide messenger RNA. RefSeq names its product ribosomal RNA adenine dimethylase-domain-containing protein. The transcript is spliced from 2 exons. The record is from RefSeq and is a predicted model, not a curated record. Lineage: Eukaryota; Fungi; Ascomycota; Pezizomycetes; Pezizales; Pyronemataceae. Gene Ontology annotation, molecular function: mitochondrial transcription factor activity. Gene Ontology annotation, biological process: transcription initiation at mitochondrial promoter. Gene Ontology annotation, cellular component: mitochondrial DNA-directed RNA polymerase complex; mitochondrial matrix. The coding region runs from base 88 to 1701 and encodes 537 amino acids.
AAAAAUUCCGUACGUAGAUUCCUCAACUCCACUACUUUACGCACCCCUCCAUGCCACCUCGACCCCCACCGUAAUCUACCGCCCACUAUGGCCGCCGUCAAUAAACUGGUCAAAGAAGCCAUCAAACUCAGCCGUCAGCUAUCACCACGCACCGUCGGCUCCCGUAAUGCACACUUCGAUAUCGUGAAUCAGGAUUUCGCGCAAAGCACGCUGGAUGCUCUGAAGCUCGAAGACACCCACAAGAAUGCCCACGUCAUUGACAUGAACCCAGGCCUCGGCCUGUGGUCCCAGGCCAUCUAUGACCGCCUCCAACCGAAAUCGUACACCCUCCUCGAGCCCAACGAUAGCUACCGCGAGCACCUCAAAACGCUGAAGCCCGAGUAUCCGAGGAUGUCGGUGGUCGGGUUGGACGGCUACGAGUGGGACACCUACACAAAACUUUUCGAAGCGACCCAGUUCCCGGAACCAGCGUUCGAGCCCGGCUUCCAACCCCCACAGUACAAAACUGUGCCGCCCGAAGAAGGACUUAAUACCGAUCUCCUGUUCGUCGGAAACCUCACCCGGAUCUCCUCCUCCCAGCGGCUGAUAUCGCAGCUGAUCGAGACCUGCCUCCUCGGCGGCUGGGUUCAGCGCUUUGGCCGCGUCCGCUUCGUUCUCUGGAUGACGAGCAUAGACAAAGAGCGGCUGCUCCCCCACGCGCUACAGGGUCGUGCACGCGCUUCGGUCGUCACUGACGCUGCAGCCGAAGUCACUGAAGUUGUUGGGGGUGCCCACCGCACUGGCAGGGGCUUCUCGACGCCGCAAUGGGAAGGGGACGUGCCGAAAAAGCGCACACACAAACGUGUACUCAAGUCCAAUACGCUCAAACUGAAGGCUGAAGUCGACAAGGUGGAGUUGAGCUACACAAAAUGGCAGGAGCAGUGCAAGCUCAACCCAUUAGCCCGAACGCUCUGUCGAGGCCCCGCGAUUGUGGAGAGAUACAGACGCGCCAUCCGCGUUUUCCUGGCACACGUCAAGCAGGAGAUCUACAUCGAUGGGCCGGAGGGGACGUAUGCGCAGUAUGAUUUGCCGAAGCUACUCGAGAUGUAUAACGAGGUGGAUAUCGAGGCGAUGAAAGACAAGCGGGCGGAGGGCUUGACGGAGGAGGAACACGAGAGCUAUACCGAGUUCGAGGAGCAGUAUUUGCUUUCGAUGACACUCGACCGCGCAAAGGAGAACUCCCUGAUCGACGAGAAGUACGCUCACUCGCUCCAACCCCCUCUCCUACAGGCAUGGCACCCGCGGAAUAUAUCACCCAUCGUCCCGUCCGAGAAGGAUGUAUACCCGCCCAAGAAACUCAAUUUGCUCGACUUCCAGCCGAAACUCGCCCACGAGUACUUCCGGCACCCGGAUCCUACCGUUAGAGACCAGCGAGUGCGGAUAUUUACGUGGAUCGUACGGACGUGCUUUGGGCUCAGGGCACAGAGUCUCAAGACUGUACUCAAGAACCUGGCACCCGGUGGGGAGUAUAUCCUCGAAGAACUGCCAGGAGAGAUGUCGAAGACUUUGGGGAAGAAGAGGGUGCGAUGCCUGACGGUCGACGAGCUCGUCGAGAUCACGGCGGCGUGUGAGAGGUGGCCUUUCAAGCCGGUGGAUCUGGGAUUCGGCGGUUACAACCGGUCCAUCACUGCAGAGAAGCACAUGAAGUUUAAGCUGGAGUGAGUGGUUGGGUGGAUUGUAUAUUGGAUGUGGGUGUAUUUGAUGGCUGUUUGUAUGAGUGAUGGAUACCUAGAACUCCUCAAUGUAUGUAUGAGUAUUGUGUUGCCUGUAUUUAUGGUAUGGCAUUCGCU